GGUUGGGCGGGCGGGGGGGGUUUUCUCAGGGGCUUCUCGUUGGGCGCGGAUCGCUGCGGGCUCCGCGCGGCCAUGGAGGCGGACGGGAGCCAGGCUACCUCGGGGAGCCCCGGCGAGGCGCAGCACGACCCCGGCAAGAUGUUCAUCGGCGGCCUCAGCUGGCAAACCUCACCAGACAGCCUUAGAGACUAUUUUAGCAAAUUCGGAGAAAUUAGAGAGUGUAUGGUCAUGCGGGACCCCACCACCAAGCGCUCCAGAGGCUUCGGGUUCGUUACGUUCGCGGAUCCGGCGAGUGUAGACAAAGUCUUGGCUCAGCCCCACCACGAGCUGGACUCCAAGACGAUUGACCCUAAAGUUGCAUUUCCCCGACGAGCACAGCCCAAGAUGGUCACGAGAACAAAGAAAAUAUUUGUAGGUGGAUUAUCAGCUAACACAGUAGUGGAAGAUGUAAAGCAAUACUUUGAGCAGUUUGGCAAGGUGGAGGACGCCAUGCUCAUGUUUGACAAGACGACCAACAGGCAUAGAGGAUUUGGCUUCGUAACUUUUGAGAACGAGGACGUGGUGGAAAAAGUUUGUGAGAUUCAUUUCCAUGAAAUCAAUAACAAAAUGGUAGAAUGUAAGAAAGCACAGCCUAAAGAAGUGAUGUUUCCACCAGGGACGAGAGGAAGGGCCCGUGGAUUACCCUAUACCAUGGACGCCUUUAUGCUAGGGAUGGGAAUGUUGGGUUACCCCAACUUCGUGGCGACGUACGGCCGAGGCUACCCCGGAUUCGCCCCCAGUUACAGCUAUCAGUUCCCAGCCCUAUUACCAUAUUUAAAUGCAAGUUUCCCGGCAGCGGCUUAUGGACCAGUAGCAGCAGCAGCCGUGGCAGCAGCAAGAGGAUCAGGUAGGGGGGCCCGUGGAAGAGCAAACCCUCAGAGUGCAGGGUCAGUCUUGAAUAGCUACAGUGCUCAACCGAAUUUUGGCGCACCCGCUUCCCCGGCAGGCUCCAACCCAGCCCGACCCGGAGGCUUCCCCGGGGCCAACAGCCCAGGGCCCGUGGCGGAUCUCUACGGCACGGCCAGCCAGGACUCCGCCGUGGGUAACUACAUAAGCGCCGCCAGCCCCCAGCCGGCCUCCGGCUUCGGCCACGGCAUCGCCGGCCCUUUGAUUGCCACGGCUUUUACAAAUGGAUACCAUUGAAACGUUACACAUGGGUGGUUGCCAUCUCACUUGGAGAGUCUCUCUGGAUGUCCGGGCAAGACGGGGCGCAGUUUCUGAAGGGGCCCAGGUGUGGGUGAUCUGAUCAGACUUUGAGCACUACAUCAACAUCAGCGCUAAGGCAAACCAACCCGAGGUGGCACUCGACGGACUUCGGUUGUUUAAAAAACAAAAUCUCUCUCAUCAUCUCAUGAAUCUGCUGUACUAUAAAAACAACAGCUUUUAAAAGUAUGUAUAUAAAACCCAUUUCUUGGUCGUUUUAUUUUCUCGAUGGGUUCCCUUCCCCCCCUCCCCUGCCCUGCCC
Messenger RNA from Dryobates pubescens (Downy woodpecker), 1504 nucleotides. It is a transcript of the gene MSI2, whose product is annotated as musashi RNA binding protein 2. The coding region runs from base 73 to 1182 and encodes 369 amino acids. The transcript is spliced from 15 exons. Gene Ontology annotation, cellular component: cytoplasm. The record is from RefSeq and is a predicted model, not a curated record. Gene Ontology annotation, molecular function: RNA binding. Lineage: Eukaryota; Metazoa; Chordata; Aves; Piciformes; Picidae.